Messenger RNA from Cucurbita pepo subsp. pepo (vegetable marrow), 537 nucleotides. NCBI's taxonomy places the organism in Eukaryota, Viridiplantae, Streptophyta, Magnoliopsida, Cucurbitales, Cucurbitaceae. The record is from RefSeq and is a predicted model, not a curated record.
UUGCGAGGAGAAGCCGCUUUCAGAUCAAGAUUACCGAAGGAAGGCCGAAAGAUUGCUUCGGUUAGUCCCUACGAUAGGAUAAUGGCUCAAAAUCAUUGGGCUACUGCGUUUAAUAGCCAUAUGGAGGAGCAGGAGCUUCCCUGUGUGGGUGAAUUGCUGCAGUUUACACAAAAAGGAACCCUGAGAUGGAAGGAGGUCUCUGUCUACAUCAACAAGAAAUCUCAGGUAAUAGCAUCGAUUAAAAGCAAGCACGUCGGAGGGACCUUUUCGAAGAAAAACAAAUGUGUUGUUUACGGGCUUUGCGACGAAACAUCGUCAUGGCCAUAUGAAAGAAAGAGAGAUAUCUCGAACGAGAUCUACUUCGGCCUGAAAACUGCACAAGGUCUUAUAGAGUUCAAGUGCAAGAACAAGGUCCAUAAGCAGAGUUGGGUUCAAGGGAUUCAAAGUCUUCUUCAUCGAGUUAAUUGCAUUGAAACAACGAGGAGGUCUUUACAGAUUUUGAGCUUCAGCGAGAGUAUAUAAAGCAGUUAUGCAUUU